Molecule: messenger RNA, 775 nt
Organism: Colletotrichum phormii
Lineage: Eukaryota; Fungi; Ascomycota; Sordariomycetes; Glomerellales; Glomerellaceae
Exons: 2
Coding region: 232-642 (136 amino acids)
Source: RefSeq, a predicted model, not a curated record
UCUAGGUGCAACUCCUCCUUAUCCUUCUUUAUUUAUGUUGAUGUAAAGGCUUCUUUUCUUGAAUCUCUACAUAUAGUUACCGCGUUCAGGUAAUUAUCUAUUAUCGUCCUCUUUUUAUUUCAACGAUGUGUUUUAGCUUAAGUCCUCAGUAUGAGGUUUUUACCUUAGGGAGCUUUCCGUGGGCUGGACGCACGCGCGCGUAGCAAACAGACUCCUCAUAAUAAGGUAACUAUGCAUAUCUCUGUUUUGUCCUGGGGGCAUAUCUUGUUUUGCCCCUGGGGGCAUAUCUUGUUCUGCACCUGGGGGCAGAUGAUCAUUUUGCCCCUGGGGGCAUAUCUCUGUUCUGCACCUGGGGGCAAAUCUCUGUUCUGCCCCUGGGGGCAUAUCUCAGUUCUGCACCUGGGGGCAGAUGAUCAGUUUUGCCCCUGGGGGCAUAUCUCAGUUCUGCACCUGGGGGCAAAUCUCUGUUCUGCACCUGGGGGCAUAUCUCUGUUCUGCACCUGGGGGCAUAUCUUGUUCUGCACCUGGGGGCAAAUCUCUGUUCUGCACCUGGGGGCAUAUCUCAGUUGUGCACCUGGGGGCAUAUCUCUGUUUUAUCCUAGGGGCAGAUGGAAACACCUAAAGGCUUUUAUACCUAGGUAACGUCAAGAUAAUAUAGUCACUGGUUUCAUCAUUACGUAGUGUAAUAGUAGGUACUUAAUAUAGAACUACCGUAGAUACCAUAUUCUUACUAUUCAAUCUAAUGGUACGACCUGGACAAGGCAACCAACUGUGG